Messenger RNA from Rubroshorea leprosula, 1216 nucleotides. The record is from the annotation of a GenBank genome assembly. NCBI's taxonomy places the organism in Eukaryota, Viridiplantae, Streptophyta, Magnoliopsida, Malvales, Dipterocarpaceae.
AAGAAGAGAAGCAGAACCACAUCUUUUAUCAAGAUUUUCUCUCCGACUUUUUGACUUCUUUCGUUUCCCAUUUAAAACCCCAACAUUAGGUACGAUAUGGUGGAAGCAGAGCCCAGCAAUCUCGGAGUUGGUUCCUCGACUGGAAUCACACUUGACUCGGUGAGAGACGCAUUGAUCAGGCAAGAAGACACCAUCAUUUUCAGUCUUAUUGAGAGAGCCAAGUUCCCCUUGAAUUCUCCGGCGUACAAUCAAUCUUCCUUGUCCAUUCCUGGGUUUUCUGGUUCUCUGGUUCAGUUCUUUGUUAAAGAAACCGAAAAUCUCCAAGCUAAGGUAAAGCCCGCCACCCCAUUUUUUAAUAAGCUUUCCUUUCAAUUUGUUCUUUUGUACUUUAUAGAUUUUAUAUCCCGCAGCUGCCUCCAUUAACCUAAAUAAGGCCAUAUGGGAUAUGUAUUUCAACCAAUUGCUUCCCUUGUUUGUUGCUCCGGGUGAUGAUGGCAACUAUGCAUCAACAGCAGCCAGUGAUCUCCAGUGUCUACAGGUAUUUUUCUACUUCAUGACUCCUCUAGGUGCAGAAUAGCCUGGAAAGUUUGAAAAUUACUGUACUUCUUUGCAAGCUUUGUGUUUUAUCUCUGUUCAAAGUUGUGCCUCAGGCAAUUGAAGUUCGUUCAUAUUUCUUGCACAGGCCCUCUCUAGAAGAAUUCAUUACGGAAAAUUUGUAGCUGAGGUUAAAUUCAGGAAUUCCUCACAAGAGUAUGAGCCUGCAAUUCAUGCCAAGGACAAAGAUGCUCUGAUGAAGUUACUAACAUUUGAGCAAGUGGAAGAGAUGGUGAAGAAGAGAGUUGAGAAAAAGGCAAAGGUGUUUGGGCAAGAAGUGACCCUUGGUAACAAUGCCACAGAUGGGAAAUACAAAGUGGAUCCAUCCGUGGUUGGUCGCCUUUACGGAGACUGGGUGAUGCCUCUCACUAAGGAUGUUGAAGUUGACUAUCUCCUCCGUCGCCUAGAUUGAAAAGCCAAGGCCGGCAAUUUUGCCAAGGUCAUUGUCUCUAACUAGUCUGGUAGGGUGCACCCACCAAAAAAAAGGAUAUGGAAAUUAUAAAUUUGUAUCAUUAGUUUCUAACAUAAAAGCUUCCGUUUGAGAAUGCUUUAAACAAUAUUUUUCCCCAGCAAUACCGUAUCUAAAAUCUAAAUUUAUUGUAAAUAAUUAAUUUUAAUUUAU